Molecule: messenger RNA, 4955 nt
Organism: Tilletiopsis washingtonensis
Lineage: Eukaryota; Fungi; Basidiomycota; Exobasidiomycetes; Entylomatales
Exons: 4
Coding region: 71-4861 (1596 amino acids)
Molecular function (GO): protein binding
Source: RefSeq, a predicted model, not a curated record
CGCCGCCGCGCCGGCGCUGCGCAGCGAGCUCGUCGGCGAUGCGCAGCGGCGGCCGCUCGAUGCUGCCGCGAUGAUGAACGCGGGGCGCCUGCCGCCCGGCUCGGGGUUGGGCCUCGGGCUGCCAGGCCGCGGCGAAGGGGCGCCGGCGUCGCCGCCUCUGCAGCCGCACGAGGUGCCGCGGCCAAGCUCGCCCGUCGCUGCGCCGGACGACGAGCGGCAAGCGCCGCCAGCGCCGCAGUCGGGCGUGCCUGCGUGGCGCAACAUGCCUGGCUUCGAGGACCUCUCCGAGUCGUGGGACCCCGCGUCGCCGGUGAUCCAGUCGCUGGCGCCGCCGGCCAAUCUGGCGCUGUCCAGCUCGGACAGCGGCCACACAGGCGGCACCGGCAGCACGGUGCGGCCGCCCGUGCGCCUCGGGCUGGCAGGCAGCGACGGGCCACGCCGACCGGGCGCCGCCUCGCUCGAGACGAAGCUGCGCGCUGGGCCCAGCAGUCCGUCCAACCGCGUGCCGUCGCACGACGCCGCAGUGGCAGAUCGCAUCGUGACGGGCUCGAGCGGCGUGAGCGGCAGCUUCCGUGAUGCCCUGAGCGCGAGCGCCUUUGGGCCUGGCGGCACCAGCACUGCGCCGAGCACUGCCGCGCCGCGCCGCGCCUCGAGCGAGGCGAGUGAGGGCAGCUCGGUCAGUGGGGCCAAGGUGGGCUUCGGCGCGCGCGAGAGCAAGCGGGGCUCGUCCUCGAGCGACGAGGAGGAGGUCAACUUUGGCACGGCCAAGGAGCCCGACGUGGAGCAGACGUUCGUUGAGCUCAGCCAGGCCGAGAGCCUGCCGCCCAUCCUCAAGCCUGCGUGGGCCAAGAACCUCAAGGGCCGCGGUGUCGAGCGCGCCGGCGGCGACAUGUUCACGCCGCUGAAGCUGCAGAGCAUGUGGCGCACGCCGACGCCCGAAGCGAGACAGAGCGCCGCGUCCAGCAACGAGGAGGUCAAGGCUCGUGGCGCCUCGCCGCCCGGCCCGACUAUCGAAGUUGCCUCGCCCGAGCACGAGUCGAGACGCUCUUUUGCGCGCGUCAGUCCUCCGCAGGCAGGUCCUUCAAGAUCGCCUUCGCCGCCGGCCUCGCGAGUGCAGAGCCGUGCACCGAGCGGGCCGUUUACCUUCACGUCGCGCGCAGGCAGCUCGCCCGACUUUGCAGCUGCGCCGCGCAUGCUUGGCUUCGGCAUGGCUGGCGUCGAGGGCACUCCGCGUCGCGGCCCUCUGACGCCUCGCGCGCCCAACACGCCGCUCAGCCUCUUUGCCGGGCGAACCAAGAACGUCUUCCCGCCUGCCGUGCCCUUUCGCAUCACGCGCGCGCGCGAGGACAGCCCGCGUGCGGCUGCGCGGGCAGCGGCAGCUGCGGCUGAGAAGCGCAUGGAGGAGGAGCGCGAGCGCGAGCGGAAACGCCUGCGGCUGGCCGACCGGCCGGGCUCGGCGCACUCCUCUUCUGCGCACAGCGAGGAGGAAGAGGCGCGCUUCGCACCCGUGCAUGAGCCGCUCGGCGCUGGGCCACCGCCGCCGCGGAGAGACUACGUGCGCGAGGGCCCCGACUUCUUGGCGGUGAUACAGGGCGUGCGCCUGCCCAGCGACGACUACGCCAGCCUGCAGCGCGACGCAGAGCUGGACUUGAGCGGCAGCUCCGACCUCGAGGAGCAGGGCCAAGAGUCUGGCCUCACCCUCGGCGAGGCGCACUUCGCCACGCGGAGUGGAGCUCGUGCGCCCACUCCGAGCGCGACAAGUCCGCUGCGCCUCUCUGGCCGCCGGAUACCGUCGGCGAACCGCAGCUUCGUCUCAUUUGUGGAUGGGGACGACGAGUCGCCGCGCAAGCUGUUUCGCCGCUUCAGUGCCGUGCAGCAGGCUCAGCAGGAGUUCGAGGCGGAGGCCGGCGAGGACAGCUUUGAGCGACGCGAGCGCACUGCACGUGAAGAGCUCGAGGAGGAGGCGCGCGAUCGUGAGAUGGCGCAGCUCGAGGCGCGUCUUGCCGCCAGGGAGCGCGCCAGAAGCGCUGAGCUCAGUGCUCGUGCAGAGGAGCACGACCUGCACGAAGCAAUGUCCAGCGAGGAGGAGCCAAUACCACAACCUGCUCGUCAGGCACCGCAGGCUCCCGAACGCGUGCCAAAGCUCAUUGGCCCCGAGGACCUCCCGUCCGACCUCGAUCAGCUCGGCGGCGGGCGCAUGACGUUCGACCGCGCCACGAUGCGCUGGAUCAGUGUCAAGGCAGCACGUCGUGCGCAGCAAGAGCAGGCCGAUGAGCUCCCGGCGGCCGGCUCAUCGCGUGGCCUCAUGCGCAUCAACAGAGACCUGGCCUCAGGCAACGCAAGCGCGGCUAGCGGAGACUCGACGGACCCGUUCAAGGACAUUGAGAGCUUCGGCACCACGAGGGACGCUUCUGUCGUCCGCGCAGUUCCCGCACGCUCGGAGGCGCAGGCUCCGGUGGCAUCGCAGUCGCCACGAGCUGAGGCUCGGAGACGGCCGGCCGCGCGAGAGGAGCAGCGAGCACCGCCUGCCAGGUCGCAACUGCCUGUUCGUCUUGCCAUCCCACGCUCGGGCUCCAACCUGCGCAACGAGAUCGACUUCUUCAGCGAUGGCGACUCUACCGUCCGCAGCCAGGCGACUACGCGCAGCAACGGCACGCGCUCGCAGACGGCACGCACGCAGACCUCGGGCCGCGCAAGCGUGCCCGACGCUGCCGAGCUGCGAGAGAGGGAGAGCCCACGCAAGAGGCUCAGCGUGCCAAAGACGCAGAGCCACGCGCCUCUCACGCCCCCAGCUCGCGCGCCGGUCAACAUCAUCACGACGCCACUGAGCACCUUUGCGACGCCGCGUGCACCGCGCUCUAUUCUCAAGGGCAUGGCAGCGACGCCCGACCAGCUCCUUGCGCGCUCCGAAGCGCGCUCCAUCAGCUUUGCCGACGUGGGCGCUGUAGGCGCGCAACGUCCUCACUACGACGAGGAGCCAGACGAUUUCGAGGACGACGAUGCCGCGUCGCUGCACGGCAUGCUGAGCCAAAUGACCAAUCUCGCGCUGCAACGCGAUGCCGAGCUCGCCGAGGGCGAGCAGGUGGACCCACGCGAGGCCUCGCAGGAAUGGCACGUCACGCCUACGCGAGGCGCUCGGACGCCCAUGGCACGCCGCAGCGUCGUCUCGACGGGGCGCUCGCCGUGGAACAUGACGGCCCUGCGCGAGCGGCGGCACCACGGCGAGAUGGAUGCAGAGAUGACAUUCCUCACCGACGCGAGCUUUGCCUUUGCGCACGAUCGCAUCCUCGAGCUCAUCACGGAUGUCGCGCCGUGGGAGCCGGGAUGGGAGGAGAUGGACACCAUCGACCUCUCUGGCAGACGCGUCGAGAGCGUGGUGCGGAUCAAGGAGUUCCUGCCGCGCCUGCAGCACGUCAAGCUCGACCACAACGAAAUUGCCUACCUCACCGGCCUGCCCGACACUGUUCGCUCGCUCAACGUCAGCCACAACCUUCUGCCGCCCACCGUCUCCUUUGGCCACAUGCUCGGCCUGGAGACGCUCGACAUCAGCCACAACGACGUCGAGCAUCUUGGUGCGCUCUCGCGUCUGGUCAACCUGCGCGAGCUGCGCGCCGACUACAAUGGCGUCACGUCCAUUGCUGGCAUCGAGCGUCUGCAGCAUCUUAAGUUGCUCAGCCUGCGUGGCAACAAGCUGCAGGCGCUCAACUUGCUCGACACUGCCUGGCGCAGCCUCGAGCACCUCAAUGUCAGCCACAACGAGCUGCUAGCUGUGCGCGGGCUCGGCACACUGCGCCGGCUCAAGAGCCUCAACGUCGAGCACAAUCUGCUCUCGCGCCUCGAGCUCGGACCGUCGAUGCCGCGCCUGCGCGCUCUGCGGCUCAGCUACAACGCAGCGGUCGAGCACCUCGACGUGCAGCCUGCGCCGCAGCUGCGCACGCUGCACGCAGACUACUGCGGCCUUGAGCGCGUCGAAGGCAUCGAGACGCUCAUCAAGCUGCACAACCUCAGUCUGCGGCAGCAAGUGUCCGGCAACGGUCUGCUGCAGCCGGCGCAGCACGUUCCGCACGCCGCGCGCCUCUUCCUCUCGGGCAACGCCCUGCCGCGCGGACUGUGCGAGCGCACGGCGCCAUUCACCUCGCUCGUGUACCUCGAGCUGUCCGGCUGCCAGCUCUCGUCGCUGCCGGCAGAGCUGGGCUCGCUCGCGCCGAAUCUGCGCCACCUCAACGCGGACUACAACCUCUUUGCACGCAUCCCGCCGCUGCAGGGCCUCGCGCGCCUAAAGCGGCUCAGCCUCGUCGGCUGCCGCCUGAAGCGUUCGCGCGCCAUCGUCGACGCGCUGCACCACAUGCCAGAGCUUGCCGUGCUCGACGUGCGCACCAACCCCUGCACGCUCGGCCUAUACCCACCGCUCAUGCUCGUCGACAAGGCCGCGCCUGCGGACGCGCCAGCCUCGCAACCGGCGUUCCUGCCGCCCAUGCCCAACCCGAACGUCGUGCAGCCCGACACUGCGGCCGCCGAGGCGCGUCAGGCCCGGCUGAAGCAGAAGGCCGCGCAGGCCGACCUCGAGAAGUCGUUCUUUCACAAGCGGCCACAUGACAUCGGCGCCGCUGCGCUCCUUGACGCCGACGAGGACGAUGGCGAGCCGCGCGCAGACGAUGCCCAGACGCAGGCGCUCUAUGCCGCCUCCGACGCCCGCUUCGCCCGCACGCUGCCGCCGCACUUUGCCUCGCGCCGCCUGCUGCACCGCGGCACGCUCGCCAUGGCCUGUCCGGCGCUCGAGUGGCUCGACGGCGUCGCCAUCGACGAGGAUGAGGUGCUGCAGGCCGACGAGAUGCUCUCGCGCCUCGGCUCGGUCGCGUAGUCGUGCAUCGCCUAUCUCCCUUCUCGUUCCCGUCUUGCCCCAUCUUUCCGUAUGUCACGACACUGUAUUCCAUCGCAAUUGCACUCCUAGUCAC